AUGCAGUCGCCGUCGAGGGUUUCAGUUGUUCAACGUUCCGAAAUUUUUGGGCCAGACAGCGAAGUCGUGGGGCUGGUGCAGGAAAAUCCUGAGUACGCGCACCCCCACCGUAUGCCGGGCGCGAGCUUGGACCACAGAGCACCAGCGCGCGAGCUUGAUGAAAUCUUUCCGGCGACAACUCCAUGUUCGAACGACGACGUCGGGCCGUUGAAAUCACCACGGCGCCACGGGCCACGACCGCACCAAAUGUCCAAAGCAAAGGGCGCAGCUGGCGCCGUCGAUCAGGUAGUCAAAUUGAUUGUUGGGGCAGGCCAGGCGAGUCCGAGUCCACCCGUUGGUCCUGCACUGGGAAGCAAGGGCGUCAAGUCCAUGGAUUUCUGCAAGGUAUGGAGGAUGCCCAUAGAAUGUGGUGCCGCACACGACUGCCGCCCAGCCGGCGUCUUUGAGGUUCUUUCUAACUGGGAGUCUCUUUCGAAUCCACAGGAGUUCAAUGCGAGAACCGCACACAUCAACCCCGGCACACCGAUGCCCUGCCGAGUCACUGUUCGACCGGACAGAUCUUUUCACUUCGAUGUGCGGACGCCGCAAACUUCGUGGCUUCUUCUGAAUGCUGUUGAGGCGGCGCGGAAUAAGAAAGGGAACAGGAAGGGCGCCAGCAAACCGGGCCACGAGACCAUCGGGACCAUCAGCCUGAAGCACGUGUACGAGAUCGCCAAGAUUAAGCAGUCAGAAUUACGCCUCUCUGGUCUUUCCUUAGAGGGCUUGUGCAGAUCUAUCAUUCAUCAAGCAAGGUCGAUUGGUAUCAAAGUCGAAGCAUAA
Messenger RNA from Metarhizium album ARSEF 1941, 819 nucleotides. RefSeq names its product 60S ribosomal protein L19. Gene Ontology annotation, biological process: translation. Lineage: Eukaryota; Fungi; Ascomycota; Sordariomycetes; Hypocreales; Clavicipitaceae. Gene Ontology annotation, molecular function: structural constituent of ribosome; large ribosomal subunit rRNA binding. The record is from RefSeq and is a predicted model, not a curated record. Gene Ontology annotation, cellular component: mitochondrial large ribosomal subunit; ribosome. The coding region runs from base 1 to 819 and encodes 272 amino acids. The transcript has a single exon.